AUGGCGCCACACAAGCCCUUGUUCUUCAGGUUCUGCUUUCACGACUGCGCCUUCUUGGGCCACCUGUACGACCCUUGCUUCGUCCAGUGGUAUAACUUCGACUUCCCCCGCUUAGAAAAGAGCAUCUGGCGCACGUCCUCCUCCGGUGGCCUGGUUUGCUUGAUGAACACCAAUGACGGAGAUCGCUUAUUGGUCGGCAAUCCCAUCAAGAGAGACUGGAAGUUGCUUCCUCGAGUUCCCGGCGGCUCCUCCCCCCAGUUCAACGCGCUCGCCUUGUCGUUCGACCGCCUCACGCGCGACUACACCGUGGUCUCCUCGUCUAUGGAUCUGGUGGCCCCAAUCGCCGUGCUCCUCGUCGCCGCGGCGGUGACCUUGGGGACGGAGGCCUCGAUCCACGCCUACGACCUCGAGCCCUUCAGGGAGGUAGGGAACGCGCUCCUCCUCUCCGGCGGCAGCGAGGGCAUCGUCGCGUCCCGCCUCGACGCCCUUGGUCCCCUACGGAUCGGAGAUGGUCGGGCUUACAUCAAUUUCAACACCAUUGCUUCCACAAUGCGGGGGGCCUCCACCGGAAUCGUCUACGGCAGCCUCAAGUACCAGGCCCGAUGCAUUGCCGACGUUAAGGCCGACGUUGACCACACCAACUUCCUCGCCGGAACUCUCAGCCUCAAAGAGGAAAACGAGGUGCAUCUGAUCCGACUUUCGCCGUCAGGAUCGGAGCUCAUAUGCGAUGGUCUCUUCUAUCACCCAAACGAGAUCUGGGAUCUCAAGACUUGCCCAUUCGAUCCCAGGAUUUUCUCUACAGUGUUCACUUCUGGUGAAGCAUAUGGGGCUUCUGUUUGGAAGAUUCCUGAGCUCUAUGGACAGUCGAAUGCCCCACAACUCGAACAAUUGGUCUCCCUUGACAAGCAUUCUUUUAAGAUCAAGUGCGUCCUUUGGUGGCCAUCUGGGAAGCAUGAUAGACUAAUCAGCAUUGAUGAAGGAAAUCUUUUCCUUUGGAGUAUAGAUUCGUCCAAUAAAGUAGCCAAGGUAAGCUCCUUAAAGAACCUUCUAUUAUCUUUAGAAAGACUAAUGGUUGUGCUAUUAGGUUCCUUUGUGAUAUGA
Zingiber officinale is the source of this 1101-nucleotide messenger RNA. RefSeq lists its product as uncharacterized. Gene Ontology annotation, molecular function: protein binding. Gene Ontology annotation, biological process: protein ubiquitination. The transcript is spliced from 7 exons. The coding region runs from base 1 to 1101 and encodes 366 amino acids. The record is from RefSeq and is a predicted model, not a curated record. Lineage: Eukaryota; Viridiplantae; Streptophyta; Magnoliopsida; Zingiberales; Zingiberaceae.